UUGAAUUCUGUCUUAUCCUGGAGCCGGUUGUUUCACUCAAAUGAUAUGUGUGAAAAACGUGCACGUUGACAUCCUCGGGUUUCCUCGCCGACUAAGCCUGCAUUUCACAGAAAACAAGUUCCAUUGUAUUCAUGGACUGCCACUCAUCUGCUUUUGCAAAUUCUUCUUUGGCAUGGCUCUGCCUUUCAGGAUUGUCUUCUUGGUAAUUGCAUUGUUGGGUUCUUGUUAUGCAGAAGACGAGCAGAUUAGAAUACUAUUGAACAUGAAGAGCAGGGUCCAAGAUCCAACAAAUGCUUUGGACAACUGGGACAUUUCUUCUACUUCUCCUUGCCAGUGGAAUGGAAUCACCUGCAACAAUGCAAGUUUAGUUACAGCUAUCAAUCUGGAGAAUACAGGGCUAAUAGGUCAGAUUUCUUCUUCUAUCUGUGGGCUCAGUGCCUUGAAAGCUAUUCAACUGGGUGAGAAUUCUCUGUAUGGAAGUAUUGCAGAUGUGUUUUGGAAGAACUGCAGUCAAUUGGAAAUAUUGAAUCUCACAACCAAUUCAUUGAUGGGGUCUCUGCCAGAUUUCUCUGUACUGAGGUCGCUGCAGGUUCUGGACUUGUCAAGGAACAAUUUUUCUGGUAAAUUUCCUAUUUCUGUCACAGAGUUGUCUAAUUUGCAUGCUUUAGAUUUGAAUGACAAUCCUCUAGAUGCCAAUAUCAUACCAGAAGAGAUAUACAGUUUGAAAGAUCUGAAUAUUCUAUGUUUGUCCAACAUCAGCUUGUUUGGAACCAUUUCACCAUCCAUUGGUAAUCUUACAGAGCUGGGAAAGCUAGAACUUUCUUACAACAAUCUAAAUGGAACUAUACCAAAAGAAAUUACAAGGCUUUCCAAGCUUUAUCAGUUAGAACUGUACAAUAAUUUUCUUGCAGGAGAGAUUCCUUUAGGGUUUGGGAACCUCACUUUGCUGCAGAAUUUUGACGCCUCCUUAAAUUUUCUCAAUGGUAGUCUGUCUGAGCUUUCAAGCUUGAAAAACUUGGUCUCUCUUCAUCUCUAUAAAAACCAAUUUUCUGGGUCAAUACCCGAUGAGUUUGGGGAGUUCGAGCAUCUCAGGGAGUUGUCUCUGUACCUUAACAGUCUUACUGGGCCGGUUCCCCAGAAGCUGGGGAGCUUGUCAGAUUUCAGUGCCAUGGAUAUAUCAGAGAAUCUUCUCACUGGUCCUCUGCCUCCAGAUGUGUGUAAAAGAGCAAAAUUGGCAUUCCUCCUCGCUCUCCAAAACUCUUUCACAGGAGGAAUUCCUGAAUCAUAUGGGAAUUGUUCCACUCUGGUCCGCUUUCGAAUCAGCAAUAACAGUCUCAGUGGUACAGUCCCCCCGGCUAUCUGGGGUUUGCCUCACGCUUACAUAAUUGAUCUAAGUGAUAAUAACUUUGAGGGUGAAAUAAGCAGAGAUAUAGAAAAUGCAAAGAAUCUUUCUGUUUUCACCAUCCAAAACAAUAAGUUUUCAGGAAGCAUACCUUCAGAAAUUGGACAGGUAUUGCUCUUGGGUAAAAUGGAUGCAAGCAAAAAUCAGUUCUCUGGAGAGCUACCUAAUGAAAUUGGAAGUUUGACAAAGCUCAGUAACCUGCUUUUGCAGCAAAACAUGCUUUCUGGUGCGAUACCAGAUACAUUAGGGCUCUGCACGGAUCUCUCUGAAAUCAACCUUGCAGGAAAUAAAUUGAAUGGGUCCAUUCCUGGAUCGUUUGGAUCCAUACUAGUUCUCAACUCUCUGAAUCUUUCCAAUAAUCAACUCAGUGGCCAGAUUCCAAAUACCCUUGCUGCCUUGCAGCUAAGCUUACUGGAUUUUUCCAACAAUCAGUUGACAGGGCCAGUGCCAACACCGCUGAUUAGUCUUGCAAGCAACCAUAGCUUUUCUGGAAAUAAGGGGCUUUGUGUGAAUGGAGCCGCUUCAGUAUUUUUAAGCACAUGUGCUGCUGCUCCUUCUUCUUCUUCUAGUGCUGGAACCCAUGCCAGAAUCCUAAUUGCAAGCUUCAUCUCUGCAGCUGCAGUGAUCACUUUUGUAAUAGGUUGGAUCUUAUACAAAAAAAUGUACAGAGCACCAGAAUAUCUAUCUUGGGAUCUCAAGUCCUUUCACCGGGUUACAUUCACCGAGGAUGACAUUCUUCAUUGCCUAAAGGAAGAGAACAUAAUAGGCAGUGGCGGGUCUGGAAGGGUCUAUAAAGGAGAAUUAUGCAGUGGGGAAAAAAUUGCAGUGAAGCAGCUAUGGAAUGGCAACACUGCGAAACUCAGUCAUUUAAGAGAGGAAGCAUUGAGAAACCGCCAAUUUGAGAUGGAGGUGGAAACAUUGGGAUGUAUCAGGCACAGAAAUAUAGUGAAGCUGUAUUGCUGCUUGUCUAGCAAACACUCAAAUCUCAUUGUAUAUGAGUACAUGAAAAAUGGUAGUUUGUGGAACAGAUUGCAUGAGGAGAAUAGGGGUUCAACUUUAGAUUGGCAGACACGCUAUAAAAUAUCUCUGGGAACAGCUUAUGGGCUGGCCUACCUGCAUCAUGACUGUGUUCCUGCUAUUGUUCACAGAGACGUGAAAUCCAGUAACAUAUUGUUGGAUGAAGACAUGGAGCCAUGUUUAGCUGAUUUUGGUGUUGCUAAAUGCCUUCAAGCCAGUGGAAAGGGGAAUUCUACAGCUGUCAUAGCAGGCACCCAUGGCUACAUUGCUCCAGAAUACGCAUACACAUAUAGAGUGAGCGAGAAGAGCGAUGUGUACAGCUUUGGGGUUGUGCUGAUGGAGCUUGUGACUGGCAAACGGCCCAUGGAGGAUGAAUUUGGAGAGAACAAGGGAAUUGUUCAUUGGAUCUCUCACAAAAUUAAAUCCAGAGAGAGUGCAUUUGGGGUAUUGGAUAAGAGGGUUUCUGAAUUUUGCGAGGAGGGGAUGAUGAAAAUGCUUAAACUAUCAGUGCUGUGCACCAGCAGUCUUCCUGCAUUGAGACCUUGUAUGAGAGAGGUGGUACAGAUGUUGUUAGAAGCAGAUCCCUGCUGUGAAUCCUCUCAAACCCUUAUUAAAAAGUCAUUCUCUUGUAAGAUAUGAUAUAAUUUUAUAUGCCAAACAAAUUGGAUUGUGUUUAGAAGUGCCGCAGAGCUCAGAGCCAAAUUACAUUCAAUCAGGGCCCGGGAUUUUGGUAAUGGGUUAAGCAUUCCAAAUCCAUUUCCAUGCAGUAUGACUGCUACAGCCUGCGGGCAUAAACUUGUUUGAGACGACCAUCCCUUUGGAUGGGAUGCCAAGGCGGCGCUUCAAAAUUGACUUGCUUGUACACUUCUGCAAACACCCUCGACGAAAUCAGGAAAAUGGUAAAGAGCUUUAACUUUCAGAGCAGGAUUUUGUUGCAAGCACUUGCCCUCUGUAAUUUUCCUUCUCUCCAUGUGAGUUUACAAGAAGAGGCACAAAACCCCCCCUCCCUCAAAUGGCUAAUUUGAUACAAGGAAUGGGGUUAUGAUUGCAUUUGGGAAAAAGCUAUCCAGUUUUCCUCCCUUGGUAUACAAUGUUAUGAUAUCAACAAAAGUCGUCCUUCUUUAUAAGAUCUUAAAGUUCUAAAGUUACCGGAUAUGUGAAGAAACUAAUCCCACAGAGUCGUCAUUAUGCAUCUGGUGCACCAUGUUGUAUGUGCUUGUAAUAAACCCAAUAUGUUAAUAAUGGCUUCAUUCUGGUUUA
Cryptomeria japonica (Japanese cedar) is the source of this 3679-nucleotide messenger RNA. RefSeq names its product receptor-like protein kinase 7. The record is from RefSeq and is a predicted model, not a curated record. NCBI's taxonomy places the organism in Eukaryota, Viridiplantae, Streptophyta, Pinopsida, Cupressales, Cupressaceae. Gene Ontology annotation, molecular function: protein kinase activity; receptor serine/threonine kinase binding; ATP binding. The transcript is spliced from 2 exons. Bases 41 to 3058 code for a protein of 1005 amino acids. Gene Ontology annotation, biological process: protein phosphorylation.